UGUCAGUACCUAUUUAUUUUUAGUUGUGGGUGAUAAAAUAUAAGGCAACAAAAAUUAUCGAAAUAUUUGCAAAUAUGUACACAGAAGUUGAUGUUUUCGUUAGUAAUUAUACUCUCAUUGAUCCUGAAAUAUACCAGCUGUGGAUAGAAGGAUGCUCCUCCAGUGAAGCCGUCUCGACAUUACACCAGCGUUCCGUGGCGAAGCAGACCGGAGCUACAGUGGAGCUGAUAGCCAGCGAUGUUUUGGAUCACUACAGGACCUUCGCGCUGCUGGAGCGACUCCUGACGGUGCCAUCAAAGCUGUCCGAGCAGAUGAUCUUUCAAAUUGACGAGGCCACUAAACAUAUGCUGAUUGAGAAAUAUUACGAACUAGACGACGCUGUGAUAAGGGAACUUUUGGGUAGAAAAUUAUCUUCUAGGCAUAGGAAAGAUUUGGAUGAAGUGGCCGAGCGUUCUGGAGCUCCGUUGCGAUGCUGCCGCAGACAGUUUGACAAUGUGAGGCGUGUGUUCAAAACUGUCGAAGAGAUGCCGGGGAACGUCGUCGCCAAUAUACGAAGCACUUUCUUGCUGUCCGAAGCGCUCGCUAAAAAAUACGGCGCCGUUGUUUUCAUCGCGUGCAUGCGUUUCGAGACGGCAAAGCGUAAGCUUCAAUAUUUGUCCUUCAACGACUUCUAUCAUUGCGCUCAGGCGAUAAUGGGCAGCUGGACAUACAGCUGUACUGGGCCGGAGUACUACGACACUGAGAUGGACAGGGAGUUCCUGCUGGAGCUGAGGGAACUGAGAAUCUUGCUGGACAAAGAGAAGGAGCAUAAACAUUUGAUAUGCAUGCGUCUUAAACCCAAACUGUUGGAGAAGUCUUAUCAAGAGUUGGAACUAAAUUUCAGGUUAUACACCAGAGCGCUGGUCGGUCUCGCUUGCAACCUACACAGAGGACGCGAAUUUAGGUCCUUGUUCAUAGAUUUACUUGAGAGAUGCAUUGAACCUCUACGUCUGGGCGGAUGGCCAAAAACGGACUUGGCACAGUUUUUAUGCGCGUACGAACAGUGCGCGUUGCAAAUGGAUGUACUGAGAGAAGCGGAUCUUAAAAGUGUAUGGGAAAGGUACAUGCGUGUGAUAGGUCAGUGUUUAAUUACAAUGUAUCAUUGCUAAAAGAGGAAUACCAAGUACAUAAGUCGCCUUUUACGUCAUGGUACAAGUGUCAACGAACGUUCAUUUCAUACCCCGAAAGGACUGAAAGGCCACGUUCAGCUGUAUGGCUUAAUGAUAGAAUUGAGAUUCAAAUAGUGACAGGUUACUAGCCCAUCGCCUAAAAGAAGAAUCCCAAGUUUAUAAGCCCAUCCCUUAGUCGCCUUUUAUGUAUCCAUGGGAAAGAGAUGUAUUGGCCCCUUUUCUUAAGUGCUGGGAACCAAACUUAAUAAUAUAUUAUUUUUCAUUAUUUUAACGGUGGGCAUUUCGGGAAUUUUUUUUAUCAUAAAUAACUAACAAUUGUCUAUAAGCAUUAGUCAAUAUUUAUAGUAAUUCUAAUUUAUAUGAGUAUUAUACUAAGAUAUAAGAUACAAUUUAGUGUACCUCUGUAAUAUAUUUUAAAUUAUAGAAAAUAAACAAAUUGUUUGUAUAAAA
Messenger RNA from Amyelois transitella, 1619 nucleotides. RefSeq names its product acidic fibroblast growth factor intracellular-binding protein (gene Fibp). Gene Ontology annotation, cellular component: nucleus. The record is from RefSeq and is a predicted model, not a curated record. The transcript is spliced from 11 exons. Lineage: Eukaryota; Metazoa; Arthropoda; Insecta; Lepidoptera; Pyralidae. The coding region runs from base 75 to 1148 and encodes 357 amino acids.